Messenger RNA from Nerophis ophidion (straightnose pipefish), 3954 nucleotides. Its product is annotated as afadin- and alpha-actinin-binding protein. Bases 910 to 1971 code for a protein of 353 amino acids. The transcript has 12 exons. Lineage: Eukaryota; Metazoa; Chordata; Actinopteri; Syngnathiformes; Syngnathidae. The record is from RefSeq and is a predicted model, not a curated record.
AAUAAAAGAAUUAGUGAUAAACUAUCUGUUUUUACGGGGGAAUUGGUAGCAAUUUAUAUGGCAGUUAACUGGAUAGAGGAAAACAAAGCUAGGAAAGUAGUCGUGUGCUCGGACUCCAGCAGUGCAUUGACGAGCAUAAAAAACAUAACAUCAGAAACAAGACUAGAUAUAGUUUAUGAAAUAGUUCAGGCAAUCUACAGAAUAAGUAAAGCGGGAGGUGUGGUAACAUUUCUCUGGGUUCCUGCUCAUGUAGGAGUUGAGGGAAAUGAGUUAGCUGAUAGAUACGCAAAACAAGCAACCACUAAAACAGAAGUAAACAUGGAGAUUAAGCACAGUAAAGAAGAAGUGAAGAGCAUAAUUAAGAUAGAACACAAUAAAAAGUGGCAGGAUAAUUGGAAUAAGGAAACAAAAGGUAGAGAGUUUUACAAAGUCCAGAGAAAAGUAGGUGUAAUGAGAGGAGGGGGUAGAAAUAGGAAGGAAGAAGACAUUAUUACUAGAAUGAGAUUAGGACAUACAUAUCUAAAUAGUUCACUAAAAUUGAUAGGCAAACAUACUACAGGGCUGUGUGAUUUUUGCCACCAGAUAGAAAAUGUUGACCAUGUCUUAAUACAAUGUAGGAAAUAUAAUAGAGAAAGAGAAAUACUGGAAAAUAAGUUAGCAAAAGAAAAUAUUAGGUUAGAAGUGGGAGAUAUAUUAGGAUUGCAUUCAGAAAACAUAGGAUAUAAAGCAAUAUACACAUAUUUAAAAAACACUGGGUUAAGUAAAAGAAUAUAGAGUAGGGAUCCACCUCGGUCCACACUCCAUUACAGUAGGUGGCGGUAAUGCACACCAGAAGGUUGCUUGCCAACCGCCAUAAAAACAAAAGAAGAAGAAGAAGAAGAACAUCAGUAGAAUAUAACUUGCUGCUACAUGAAUUCCAGAACUACACAGCAAAGCAGAAAGACUUCUAAGGCUCCUACAUCUCAUCGCCAUAUUCCUUCCAUGGACUGCAGUGAGCAAGAUCGAGGGAAAGAAAUGGACCAGCACAUGUUCAGGCUUCAAGACAUGUUGAAGUGGGAACAGGCCAAAAAUUCCCGUCUGCAGCUGAGGUGUAAGCAGCAGGAAGCAGAGCUGAAGCGCAGAGAGCAGCAGAGCAACCGAAUGAAAGAACGACUGACUCGGCUAAAUGACGGACAGGACAAAGGACAGCACAUCCAGCUGUUGAACUUUCUACGUGGCGGUCGAGGCAGCAAGGAGCAGUCGAUCGAAGCAAUUAAACAAGAGGAAGCGAUGCUGCUUCUGAUGCUGGAGCGCAGAGAAGCAGAACUACGAGAGGCCAUGAAGCUGCGACACAGCACCACCACCUUGCUGCACGCCAUCCGACUAGACAUGGAGCAAACCUUGUCAAACGUUCAGAAUGCUGAGUAUGAAUUCCUUAAUGAAGACAAAAGGUUAAUUCAAGCCGAGUCAGCACUUGGUGACCAUGUGACGGGAGGUGUGCUUCAAAGUUGGAAACAAGUGCAGAGGAAACUGAGGGAUCUUCUGACUGAAGGAGGACCCAAGUUUGAACCUUGUUUUGGUGGAAUGGAAGCAGAGGCUGGACCAGGAGGACACGCUGGUGUUAGCACUGAUCAGGACAAACUGCUGACUCGGCUGCAUGCAGAACUCAAAGAAAGUCAACAGAUUAUCAUACUACAACAGCAGAUUCUGCAGGACAGUCUUCCAUCGUUGGGCCCGUCCGAGCUGACUGAUUCUUACUACUUGGAAGAGUGGGAGCGACUUCAAGCGCGUUGGGCGGAGUUUAAACAUCAGAAGCAGACUUUUGAGAGGGAGAGGCAGUCCUUCACUGACGCCGCCAUACGCUUAAGCCGUGAACGUCGGGACUUUGAGCAUCAGAAGGCGUUGAUACUGAAGCAACAAUAUCUACGUUGCUGCACGCAGAAAGUAAAUAAACUUAUCAGUGGGCACCCUCCUUCACCGGCGUUUCAAUGAUAGGCCCACGACACCUCCAGAGGGCUCAUCGGCAACACCUGGCAUCCCAGGUGAGCCCCCCUCUGCUUUUAACCAUUAUGUGAUGUAGGUCUUACUACAUCCCCAGAUAGUGUCUCUCCUCUUCACCCACAGCCAUUUAUUGUAUUGGAGUGUGGGUGCACAGCCUCAUAACCUAAGUAAGUUUCCCAGAAAAAAUAAGACCAUUAUUACUUUUGAGUAAUUUGGUCACUGUGUUAAGGCUGAAAUAUACUCGUCAUUUUCUUGCAUCUGUCUGACGGCGUUUUGUUUGAUUUAUAGUUCUUCCGAGGGGGAUGGCACCAGUCUUGUAAUUAUUUUCCAAGACUCUAAGGGUCAGUAUCUCCUGAUGGAGCACCUGCAGCUGUCGUUAACUAGAUAUUGUAAGGGCCAAAAGUUUGGACACACCUUCACAUUCAAUGCGUUUUCUUUAUUUUCAUGACUAUUUACAUCGUAGAUUUUCCCUGAAAGCAUCAAAACCAUACUUGCCAACCCUCCCGAUUUUGCCCGGGAGACUCCCGAACUUCAGUGCCCCUCCUGAAAAUCUCCCGGGGCAAUCAUUCUCCCGAUUUCCACCCGGACAACCAUAUUGGGGGCGUGCCUUAAAGGCACUGCCUUUAGCGUCCUCACCGGAAACGGAGAUUAUUAUACAUGUCUCCGUUAUCCAUAGGUUUAUCUAUAACCCAUAAAGUAGUCAGGCACGGCGCUAUUUCUCAGCGUGUGUUUAUUUCAGCCGGCACGUUAAUACACUGACACACAUCCGGAUUCCCAUAAUGCAUUGCUUCAAAAUUACAGCAAGUAGUAAUGUCCAAAAACAUAACAGAGACGAAGCAGAAAAAUGAAGAGACAUGGCGAUGACGAGUAAGAAGUACGAUUGCAAGUUCCAAAAUGAAAAAUAUACACGCGCCCCCCCCCCCCCCAUCUCCCGAAUUCGGAGGUCUCAAGGUUAGCAAGUAUAAUCAAAACUAUGAAUGUACGCAUGUGGAGUUAUGUACUUAACAAAAAAAGGUGAAAUAACCAAACAUGUUAUAUAUUCUAAUUUCUUCAAAAUAACCACACUCUUGGCAUUCUCUUGAUGAGCUUCAAAAGGUCGUCACCUAAAAUUAUUUUCACUUCACAGGUGUGCCUUUUUCAGGGUUGAGUGAAAUUUCUUGCCUUGUCAAUGGGGUUGGGACCAUCAGUUGUAUUGUGAAUAAGGUGUGUCCAAACUUUUGGCCUGUACUGUAAUUUAAUUAAUUACAGUACAGACUAAUUUGAAGAGUAAUGGGAACUGCAACAUCGACGUAUUUGUCUUCAUUGGAAGUAAUCAUUCAGAAACAUCAGUUGACUUUAAAUGGACAUUUUUACCAAUAAACCAGAAGAAAAUACCAUCUUGAAGAUGGACUGUACAACAUCCAAACGAGUCUCUACAGAAUACGUUAUUUUGCAAUGCCAUUUGGUUGUUCGGGACAAGAGCGCUAUGUAAUUAUAAAUAAACAAAACUGUUAAAUUUAUUUUAACGACAGGCUAGUAUUAGUGUGUAUGGUCAUAAUAUUAAUGUUUGGCAGUAAAAGUUAAAAAGUGUCAGACUCUUACUUUUAUGACACAAGCACAAUUGGAAAAGUGACACAUUUAGAAAUUAUUUUUGGAAUGCAUUGAGUACACAAUAUCCGUGCAUUUCAUAAUACAAUAAUUUGUCCAUUUCAAGCACAGUCUACUCUUCUCUGAUUGGGAACUUCCUGUCCAUAAGCUGACCAAUCACAGCUCUGCGGUCCGUGUCGACACAAGCGUAGAAUUUUUGUGAAACUAAUUCAAAACCACGUGGAGCAGGGGUGUCCAAAGUGCGGCCCGGGGGGCAUUUGUGGCCUGCAGCUAAUUGUUUGGUGGCUCGCCACACAUUCUGGAAAUGCUAUUGCAAAAAUAAAAAAUAAAAACACUAAAAGUAGAAUGAGGUGAAAUCUAAUCGGGAAAAGCUGCAAUGUUGACACA